Solea senegalensis (Senegalese sole) is the source of this 1842-nucleotide messenger RNA. It is a transcript of the gene emc8, whose product is annotated as ER membrane protein complex subunit 8. Gene Ontology annotation, cellular component: EMC complex. Lineage: Eukaryota; Metazoa; Chordata; Actinopteri; Pleuronectiformes; Soleidae. The transcript is spliced from 5 exons. Bases 331 to 939 code for a protein of 202 amino acids. The record is from RefSeq and is a predicted model, not a curated record.
CACGGUCUAAUAUACGGCACCACCGGCGCUGCAGAAACGGGUGGAAGGUGGAAGUGAGAUUAGCUCUUGUGCCAGUAAUCAUUCCUAGCAUUACUACAAUGUUGUGACUGUGAAUAUUUGCAUGUGCGCACAGGGAGACUGAGCUUCGACGACAUACGGCGGCGUCAAAGCGACUCGCAGAGGAAGAUAUCUACUUUUCUGUCGGCAUGAUAAGUGACGACAGCUAGCAUUAGCAGGCAGCAGUCCCUCCUCAACGUGAAGCCACUCAGCGAAAGUCUGGCAGCACCUGUUUUUACCCUCACUGAUCCUGCUGCAGGUUGACAUAUAAACAUGCCUAUUCAGCUGACAAGCCAAGCGUACUGUAAAAUGCUCCUACACGCCGCCAAGUAUCCUCACUGCGCGGUGAAUGGGUUGCUGGUGGCAGAAAAGACGAAGGAGAAGAAAAAAGACAGCCACAGCGUCCUGUGCGUGGACUGUGUGCCCCUGUUUCACGGUACCCUGGCUCUGGCACCAAUGCUGGAAGUAGCCUUAACUCUGAUUGACACUUGGUGCAAAGAAAACAACUAUGUCAUUGUUGGGUAUUAUCAAGCUAAUGAACGCACAAAGGAUUCAAGACCCAACCAAGUAGCAGAAAAAGUAGCUGCCAGGAUUUGCGAGAACUUCAUUGAAGCAGCAAUUGUUAUGGUGGACAGCGGUCGAUUAACAGUUAGUUGUUUUGAGCCGAUUGUGCACAUCUACGAUCACCAUGAAAACAAGUGGAAAAGCAGAGACGUAACACCUGAAUCUUUCGAAGAUUGGAACGAAGCACAGAAGAUCACCUCAGCGCUGCUAGAGGGCAGAUCCUACGAGAAUUUGAUUGACUUUGACAAUCACUUGGAUGAUCUAAGGAACGACUGGACCAACCCUGUGAUCAACAAGUCUGUCCUGGAUCUCUGCUAAUAAUAUCCUCCUUUAAGAGAGCCCAAGACACACACACACACCGCUGCCAUUUCAGCAUGCAUGAUGCUGAAUAUUUUGUCUUUGCUCUAUUAAAAGGCUCCCACAAUUAUGGGAACUUGUGGAGAGCUUACAAGUGUGGCCAAGGGCAAGUACCAUUACAUGCAUAGCUUACAUACUGUAUUUCCACCUAUUCAAGGUGAUGCUUCAAAUGAUAGAGCCAGUUUUGGCUUUGAACACAAUGCUUCAAAUUAAUUCUAGAGUAUUUGAUCUAUUUUUUCCCUGUGAGACUUUACAGCUGAUAGCCAUAGAGAGAUUGAGUCCUGAAUUUCAAGAAGUUAAAAAAUAAAGAUUGUCAGUUGUUAAUAUAAGAAAUGAAUUACAAUGCUCUUUAUCAAAUUUGUAUGUGUCUUGAACCCUGGAGCAGACACAGUUCACAGAAGUGUCGAAAGUUGAAUUAAAACCAUACAUUAACAAAAGUGAACCAGAGAGAUGCAAACAUUAGGUUUUUUUUUAUAGAGUUUGUCUGUAGAUACAUCAGCAAUAACAAAAGGAUGAUUGAUUCAAGAGGAUUAAUCUUUACAUUAUUGAUGCAUACAUGUCAAUAAUUUAGCUCAAUAUUGGCAAUUUGCUCUAAAAAUAGUAGGUAAUAGUGUUUAUAACUUGACUAAUUCUAUUUUAUAAGUAGGGAAAUGAUACAGAUGCGGUUUUGUAUUUGAAAUUAGAAUGAAACAGUAAGAGCUAAUUACUUCAAUAAUAGUAGAAAUUACAUUUUCAGGAACCUUAUAAGCUGAAUGUAAAAUGUUUUGAAAUAUUCGAGUCCUUAUACAAAUUUAAUGUGAUUAAUAAAUUAUUUUUUGUUUUGACGUACGUCUUAUACUGAUGUUAAUAAAAGUUUGAACACAA